AUGAAAAAGUUUUCUCGUAAAUCCACGGGAAGUUCUCUCACAGCAACAUCAGCAAAUUCUUCGUCGUCGUCAAAUGUGAUGAAUGGUGUUGGCCCCAUGACCUCACUGACGACGACUACAACGACAUUACCUUCCCUUUCUCUCACAUCAUCGACACAAAUACAACAACAACAAUCGAUGCAUCAUCAUCAUCACGGAGGAUCCAAUCAUCGACAUACGAUUAAUGGAACGACACAACCAGUCCAUGGUUUGAUGACAUCACCACAACAACAUGAAGAAGAUCAAGCUAGUGAUCUACAUUUGCAACUGGAUACGGCCAGUAGUGCUACAAUGUAUCAUCAACAUUCGAUGGGAGUGUCAGUUGUCAAAAAUUCAAAUACAACACCCAAUUCUGCAACCACUCCAAGACAACAUUUAUCAUUUGCUCCUCCUCCUCCAUCGAAUGAAAAUGUCAAAUUAAAUCCAAUUUCGAGACAUUCUUCAUCUCUUUCGAAAAAGAGUUUAUCCACUUCUUUCAAACGAUUACUUUUCGGAUGUCGAAAUGUGAAAGACGAACAAGAAGAACAAGCGGAGGAAAUGUUGGAUCGAUCGAGACGAUAUUUGGCAGAUCGAGAUUUGUUUUCGAAUGCUGAUCCACAUGCCACACCCGUCGACGACGAUGAUUCGUAUGAAAUUGCAACGUCACCUGUCAUGGCCAUGUUGUCACCAAGAGGUAAACAUGAAACUAGUUCCAAAUACAUGUCCUCUCCUUCGAAAAGUGCUUUUAAGAGAAGAAGUGCAGAAAGUCCUACACAAUUAUUCUUAUCCAAUAAUAAUCAUACAAAUGUCAUCCACAACGGAGGAGGAGGAGGAGGAUCCAUUCGAUUGUUACACGAAACCUCCGCCGUCGGAGAUUCCAUAAAUGGUGUUGGUAGCGGUGGCAACAACGAGAAUGAAUGUGUCAAAUCCACGAAUGGUACGAGUACGUCGACUCCUCUUCACAAGUAUUAUCAUGUGAAUGGAAGAAGUAAAAUAUUUGCAGGAGCACUUGCAGAAGAACAAGCAGAGGAAAUUCUGAUUGGAAAUGAUUAUCCACAAAAAGUUCAUUUUCAUUUUGAAGGUCAAUUUGAAGUGAAACAAUGUCAUCAUUUGGAUACCAUUUCAGAUAUUUUGCCAGGAUUUAAAGAUUGUGUGACACCGUUUGUGAAAAUUGAAUGGAGUGUGGAAUUUUUUAAUACACAAUCUUCGGGAUUGAAUGGAACCAAGAAUGUUCCAUUUGUGAAAUCCAUUGCUUCGAAUCCAUCUUUGAAACAAGCAAAAAAGACAACGGUCACUUGUCUUGAAAUUGGACGAAAAGAAGUUUCAUGGAAUGAAGUUUUAGACUUUUCCAUUCAAGUCGAAGGAUAUUUACACAAAAAUAUGAUCGAAGUUUACAAACAAUUUAAUUUCAUCAAUUCAAAUUCGGAUUUAGAUUUAUCCAAACCCUACGGAGAUCACAUUAUUGGAAUUUUACUCGUCAAGUCUAGUUUAUUCGAUUACGAUGACUUGUUAAUGCAAGAAAAUAUCAUUUCACAUCAUGUCUUGGAAUUUCCAAUAACGUUGAAAGGUCUUUUACGAUCGAGUGCUUCUUCACCUCAAAACAAUAGUGUGAAGGCAGCAGUCAUGUCCACCUUCAUCACGCCGACGACGACGACGACGACGGAAAAUAAUUCUUCACCUCCAGCAGGAACAUUUUCACCCAAUGGAGUCAAUAUGCCUUUGGAUUCCACAAAUAAUCAUUCUUCACAAUCUUUGAAUUCAACAACCAAUUGUCAAACUCCUCCUGUAAAGAUUCAAGCUACGGGACAACAAACACAGCAAUUAACCAAAGGAUCCUCUCCAAUGGUGGGUAGUGAUCUUGCAUCUAGGUUCAGUUCAGAUCCCAAUGUCAUUAUUUUUGAGAAGAAUCAAUCUCUUGAAGUGUGUCAAAUGUCUCAGGACAAACAAAGUGAAAUUGUCUUGUCAGUGUUACCAGUCAUGGAGUUAUCGUAUUAUGUGAAAAUGAUGGGUACCACCAUUGUUUUGUAA
Molecule: messenger RNA, 2046 nt
Organism: Naegleria lovaniensis
Lineage: Eukaryota; Heterolobosea; Eutetramitea; Acrasida; Naegleriidae
Exons: 1
Coding region: 1-2046 (681 amino acids)
Source: RefSeq, a predicted model, not a curated record